AUGAGGUGUCUCGAAGCGAAAGAGCGCAUCGAUACGAGGAUGGACGGAUGGUGCCUCUGGUCGGAGUUCUCGUGGAUGGUCACGCUCUCGGUGCUGGCUUGGGAAGGCGUCCAGCUUUUCCACCUAACGAGGAGGUACCUCAUCCACGCCUACGCCCCUUACCCUCCUUUCACCUCCUAUGGCGCCUGGGCAGUGGUGACGGGAUGCACGGACGGGAUCGGGCUCAGUUAUGCCAAGGAAUUGGCCAGGCAUGGAAUGAAAAUCGCUUUAAUCAGCAGAAACCCUGAUAAGCUCGAGACAGUGGCUUGGCAAAUAGAGAAGGAAUUUGGCGUUGAGACAAGGGCGAUUCAAGCCGACUUCACGAAGCUAGACAUCUACGAGGGGAUAAAGGAGAAGUUGGCAGGCCUGGACGUCGGGAUCCUCGUGAACAACGUGGGAAUGGCAACGAGACGCAGCCCGUUCCUAGAUGUCCCGGAUGGAGGGAAGACAUAUCAGGACGUACUCCUAGUCAACAACAUGUCAACGGUGCGGAUGACCCACGUGGUCCUCCCUGGGAUGGUCGAGAAGAGAAAGGGGAUCAUCAUCAACGUCUCCUCCAUUUCAGACAUCUCCCCGGUUCCUCUCACAGCAACUUACUCCGCAACGAAGGCAUUUAUAUACAGCCUUUCGCGGAGUCUCGCCUACGAAUACAAAAACAAUGGGAUUCUUGUGCACCAAGUCGACCCUUGGUACGUGUACACGAAGAUGAUGUAUAAAUUGCUUCUUCCAACGGGUUUAAUGGCUCCGACUCCGGAUAUCUUCGUUCGAUCUGACCUCCGCUCCAUCACCAAAGUUCAUGUUACCUCUGGUUAUUGGCUUCACGACAUCGUGAGGGAGGUCGCCCGUUUCGUGGACUUCAUCGCGCCCACGGCGGCGACGAAUAUAGUCGGGUGGGCCAUAAAAAAAGAUUCGGAAAGGGUGAUGCAGAAACGGGCGGAACUGAAGCAGCAAAAAGCGGAUGCCAAGACGACAUAG
Darwinula stevensoni is the source of this 1014-nucleotide messenger RNA. The record is from the annotation of a GenBank genome assembly. NCBI's taxonomy places the organism in Eukaryota, Metazoa, Arthropoda, Ostracoda, Podocopida, Darwinulidae.